AUGACACCCCAAUUCAAUUAUACAACUUCUGAACGUCGGGCAUCCACUUCUAUUGUUGGCUCGCUUGGACGUUCGGGUCUUUAUAUUCCUCAGGAUUUCAUACAACAGACACCUGAAGAAGUUGAAAAUGCUCUUGAUCAGAUGGAUACCGAUGAUGAAAACGAUACAAAUACUGAUAAUUAUGCCAUAGCCGACGACGAGGAAAGUGCAUUUAUGCCUGCUGCAUCUCAUUCGAUGUCUGUUUCAUCAUCGAUUGGUCAGUCAAUGGCUAGACAUCCCUCAAGAAAGCAGUCCAUUCGCAUCCUUUCGGACGAAGCCAAACUACUUGAGCAGAAUAGAGUUCCCAUACGUAUCCAUCCAUCUACGCCAAUACUGGCGUCACAGCGGACCUCUAAUUUACCUUCCGACUAUGACUCUGUUUCUAAUUUGGAAGUUACUCCUGGUGGUGUUGAUGCUAUCACUGAGAGCUGGGAUGAGGCUGUUAAGUCGGGGAAUAUUCAAACUACUUCUUCAUUUGAACUUAAAUCAAUCACUCUUUCUUCUAUUCCCUUGGUCAUAACUUUUCUUCUCCAGAGUUCUCUUGGUGUUUGCUCUGUGUUUGCCGUGGGUCAUAUUUCACCCAAGGCCUUGGCCGGAGUCAGUCUUGGUAUCAUGAGUUCUAACAUGACCGCAAUAGCUGUCAUAGCGGGCCUCGCCUCGUCUUUGGAUACGUUUCUUCCACAGGCCUACGGUGCUGGUAAGUUCACGUUGGUUGGACUUAUUUUUCAACGGUGCGCUGCUCUUAUUCUGUGCGUUAUGAUUGUUGUUUGUUCGUUUUGGUGGCUAUAUGCAGAACAGAUCCUUUUGAAAAUCCUACCUGAUGCUCAAAGUGCUCACUAUGCAUCUCAGUAUUUGAAGGCCAGUUCCUUUGGUAUUCCAGGUUACGUUUUCUUUGAAACCGGCAAAAGGUUUUUACAGUCACAAGGUAUAUUUGACGCUUCCACUUAUGUCUUGUUUGUUUGUGCUCCAUUAAAUGCGGCAAUGAACUAUGCAUUUGUGUGGAAGUUGGGGUUUGGGUACAUAGGUGCUCCUAUUGCAGUGGCGAUUAACUAUAAUUUAAUGGCUCUUGGUCUUUUUGCUUAUACAGUGAAUACAAAGAAUGAGAUCAACCCAAGAAAAUGCUGGAAUGGAUUUCACCCAAGACGAGUCUUUCGUAAUUGGGGAGAAUUGAUUCGUCUUAGUAUCCCAAAUUUAAUUAUGAUUGUCUCUGAGUUUCUCAGCUUUGAGAUCAUGACUUUCCUUGCCAGUUAUUUGGGUACCAGUGCUUUGGCUGCGCAGUCUGUAAUCUCUACGAUGGCUUCGCUCACUUAUCAGGUUCCGUAUGGUGUUUCCAUUGCUGCUUCUACCCGUAUUGCAAACUUUCUUGGCGCUCAGCUUCCUAAGGCUGCUCAUACAACUUCCAGAAUGGUGUUUGUCACCACUGUUUUUGUGUCUAUUUUCAACCUCUCCUUCUUAUAUUUUGGAAAGUACAGAAUUGCAAACUGGUUCUCUGAUGACACUGAUGUUAUUGCUGUGAUAGUUAAUGUUAUGCCGCUCAUUUCGUGUAUUCAAGUUUUUGACGCACUCAAUGCCACUUCUGCUGGUUGCCUUAGAGGCCAGGGAAUGCAGAAAAUUGGUGGCUAUGUUAACCUUAUAUCCUACUAUUGCAUCGGUAUUCCCCUUGGGUAUUUAUUGGCAUUCCGCGUUCCCCAUAAUCAUCCUCUGGGAUUACUCGGCUUGUGGUGUGGUGUUGGACUAGCUUUGGCUAUCAUUGGAUCCAUUCAAAGUUACUUUGUCUUGCACGCUGACUACGACCGAUUGGUCGAGGAUGCUAUUAGAAGAAAUAAUACCGACUAA
Molecule: messenger RNA, 1875 nt
Organism: Brettanomyces nanus
Lineage: Eukaryota; Fungi; Ascomycota; Pichiomycetes; Pichiales; Pichiaceae
Exons: 1
Coding region: 1-1875 (624 amino acids)
Biological process (GO): xenobiotic detoxification by transmembrane export across the plasma membrane
Cellular component (GO): membrane
Molecular function (GO): antiporter activity; xenobiotic transmembrane transporter activity
Source: RefSeq, a predicted model, not a curated record